UGCGAUGUGCAUUGCUCCAUUUAAAUCAAUAGGUUUAAUUAUUUUUGUUUGCUCGCUCGCUUCAUUCGCGUCCGGUGUGCAUAGCCCUUUAAUUAAAACAAAAAAUUUAAACAAAAUGGCUACAAAACUUGGCUACAAAAAUCAAAGAAAACAUUUUAAAGUAUGAGUAAGCACUGAAUGUAUCCUAUAUUGAUGCGUGCUUCUAAUAAAUUAAAUUGGAAAUAUGUUUGUUCAUACAUAAUUAUAUUUAAAUUACCUGAAGUGUAAGUACCAGAUCUAUAGUGCUGUACUUGGAAAAACCUGCAUAUCCCCAAUUGAGUACAACACAACAUGCUACAAGAACAACACAAUAAGAGGAUUCGUUUUAUAAAACUUUUGGAGAUGAAUAUGAAGAUGGAUUUAAAGUCUUGGUUCCUAUAACCACUAAAACUAUAUAUAAUCGCUAUGCUGGGGCAUUGACAGGUGUAGUUUUGUUUCUAGGCAGAGUUUUACCCCUGUUUACAGUUAGUUUCCCAAAAAAUACCAGGUUAUUUACAUUGGUCUCCACCCACAUAACCACAAGAUGACUCUGAGUGCAAGAACAAGUCUAACAGUAGACAGUAUUCAUCCACACUGAAAUCAGAGAGCAUGCUGCCAAAACUGUUUGUCAUCUGCACCUUCAUUGGUUAUUUGAAUGCCUUUCAGGUCACACAGCCCCAUCUUGUUGCUGCCAACAGCAGUGGAAUUGCCAUACUGACAUGUGACUACAAAUACAGCAAACAGAUCGUAGAAUUAAAGAUUUACCUGCUUCGGGCAAGACACAAUGAUACAAUAAGUUGCGAGACUUCAGUCAACGAGAGCAAGAAAGGGAGCCUCUGCCUGAUGGAAUGUUAUGAGAACAGUGUGACCCUCACCAUCUCACGGCUCAAUGUCUCGGAUGCAGAUCUGUAUGUUUGCAGAGUGGAAAUAAGAUCUCCUCCUCCCUUUGUUUAUGCUGAGGGGACAGGGACCAUAGUAUAUGUAGCUGAGACGUCACAGAUUCCACUUCCUCAAUGUACCGACUUUAAUUGGCCUGUGGUCUGGAUUAAUGCAGGAGUCAGUGGGCUUCUCUUGCUGUACAGCAUAGUCAUAACUCUUACCUGCUUAUGCUUGAAGAAAAGAAACACGGUUGAACCUGAAAGCAACAGUGAAUACAUGGAUAUGAGGAAAGUGAUGUCAGAAAAUACAAACAGGAAUAGAAAAAGGGACAGGAACCACAAUUCUGAACAAUUUCAUUUUUAAUUGUGUUAUUCCUCACAUACAUACUGUUUGGUAUAAAUUAAAACAUGAAAUGAGAAGCUUCAUAAUAGUGGAGCAAAUGCAUUGUAGUAAAACAAGAAGAGCCUGUUUUUGCAUAAAGUUGUGAAUACUGUAAAAAAGAUUAUGUUUCUCCCACUUCUAGAGCUUGAAGCCAAGGACUCGCUUCAAGCUAUAUUUCUGUUAGUACCAAGACAAUGUUCUGUACUGUCUGGAAUGAGAGGCACUGUUACUUUGCUAUUCAGCACGUUUACCUUACAUGGCUCAUGCACUGUAUGUUCAAACCACAAUAUUAGGAGGCUGAGCAAAAUAAAGUCAAGGUUUUAGCUGCCAACAAUUAUGAUGGGCAGAAUAUACCCAGCAGAUGUUGUUAAACAAACACACCAUCCCCAUUUCUUCUGUCAGACAGACUGACAUGGACAAAAAUGAAAUGUGUUGGCUAAAACUGACAACAUUCUGCCAGUUUCAUUCAGAAAUUUUGCUACUGGGGAGAACUUUAUUUUAGAGAAAGACUGAAGCUCCUAAAGCCUUCCCUUUAAAAAUGUUUUGCUCACUUUAAGCUAUUUUAUAUCUUGUGGUAGAUCAUUACUUAUUGUAUUUUAUUAGUUAUUGUAUUUGUGUCUAUAUUUGCUGAAAUGGUUAUAUCAUGGCUAGAUAAUAAAAAAAAUGUCUUCAUAGCUGUUAAACUGUACUUUAUCUAUAACUGGUGAAAAACAACAAGGCUUAGUGGUUUGUACCGUCUUCCUUUUUUCAUCUAAAUUGUACCGCAACAGACUUCCUUCAGACUUAUUUG
Molecule: messenger RNA, 2068 nt
Organism: Acipenser ruthenus (sterlet)
Lineage: Eukaryota; Metazoa; Chordata; Actinopteri; Acipenseriformes; Acipenseridae
Product: cytotoxic T-lymphocyte protein 4-like
Exons: 4
Coding region: 628-1260 (210 amino acids)
Biological process (GO): T cell receptor signaling pathway; regulation of T cell proliferation
Cellular component (GO): external side of plasma membrane
Source: RefSeq, a predicted model, not a curated record